AUGGGAAGCCUAACUAGCUUACGACGUCUUGACAUUCGUGAAACUAGUCUAGAAAAGAUGCCGCAGCGAUUGGGAAGGUUAUCGUACCUCCAAAUGUUAUCCAAUUUUGUUGCGGAGACAGAGUGGAGCUAUAACAGCAAUGAGUCACGAUAUGAAACAGUUGAAACAGAUGUGUUUGAUGUGUUAGAAGCUCGUGAAAGCUUGCAAAAGCUCACAAUAAAUUAUUAUGGUGGUAAAGAAUUUCCACUUACUUUCUCUCAGAGAUCUCAGCAUUGCAGGAAUGGAUGGUAUAAAGCAUGUGGGGCUGAGUUUUUAGGGGAUGCUAAUCCUUCAAUCAAGCCUUUUCCACUGUUGGAGAUUCUGAAGUUCGAGAACAUGAAAGAAUGGGAGGAAUGGUCCUUCGAGAAUAGAGUAGAAGCUUUUCCUUGCCUUCGCCAACCGUCUAUUCUCAGGUGUCCUAUAUUGAAGAAAUUCUCAUACAGAUUUCCUUCCUUGGAAAAACUGAAAGUUCGAAAGUGUGAGGCUCUUGAAUCUUUUACAGGCCUUUCUCAACACGAGAAUUUAGAAUCUGACGAAUUCCCUUGCCUCAGGUCGCUUACUCUUGUGUGUUGUACUAAGCUAAUUGAACUGCCCAAGUUCCUUCUUUCACUGGGAGGAUUAAAGAUAGAUGGUUGUUUGGAAUUGGGAGCAUUUCCAAGGCUUGUAAACCUUCAGAAAUUAGAAUUCUUGGAUUCAAAUGCCAAGCUUGUCGGGAGUAUAGUUGACUUCAGUUCGCUGACCUUUCGGCAUAAAAGACUAAUUUCAUUUGUCAAAUGCCUACAUGAAUGUAUAAUUAAACAAUUUGUAAAACUUGUAGAUUCGAAGAUUGCUGGUUGUGGUGAUCUUGAAGGUUUGUCAAAUGAACUGGUGGGAUUAAAACCCCUUGCUUCACUUCAACAUUUGACAAUCUGCCACUGCCCUAAACUUGUUGCUUUACUGGAUGAAGAAAUAAAGUUGCUGCCAGAGCUACAACUUUUAGAUUUGAGUUAUUUUGAUAACUUGAAAAAACUGCCUUGUGAGCUUCAAAAGUUUAAUUCUUUCCGGGAUUUGAGAGUUGACUGGUGUCCAAAGCUUGAGUCGUUUCCAGAACAGGGGUUGCCAGGUAUGCUUCAACUACUUGUCAUCCGAGAUUGUGGAGCUUUGAAGACUCUUCCUAACAUGAUGCUGCAGAACAAUAAAGCCCUUGAGUACUUGGAGAUUCACAAGUGUUCUUCUCUCACAUCACUUCUUGAGCAAGGCGAUUUACCUACCACGCUGAAGCAUGUCAAAAUUUACUACUGCAAGAAUCUAGCAUCCCUGCCUGAUGGAAUAAUGUGUAAAGACAAAUUGACUCUUGAGUACCUAGAGAUUGACAACUGUUUCCCUUUGAGCUCCUUUCAAGAAUAA
This is a messenger RNA of Theobroma umbraticum, 1425 nucleotides long. The record is from RefSeq and is a predicted model, not a curated record. Lineage: Eukaryota; Viridiplantae; Streptophyta; Magnoliopsida; Malvales; Malvaceae.